Molecule: messenger RNA, 2318 nt
Organism: Oryzias latipes (Japanese medaka)
Lineage: Eukaryota; Metazoa; Chordata; Actinopteri; Beloniformes; Adrianichthyidae
Gene: gpat4
Product: glycerol-3-phosphate acyltransferase 4
Biological process (GO): triglyceride biosynthetic process
Cellular component (GO): endoplasmic reticulum
Molecular function (GO): glycerol-3-phosphate O-acyltransferase activity
Source: RefSeq, a predicted model, not a curated record
UUGGGCAUGUUACUAAUACCCUACAAAGCCGAACCUGGUGUUUGACAUUCACACACAGAAGAGGGAAUUUUCCAGAUGGAGCAUCGAAUUUUCACUUGCUUACCUUCACAAACUCAGCAGUCAGCUGUGUGACUGCAGCUUCCGAGCAGAGCAGAGGAGCUCCUGGGAGCUGAGGGGGGGCCUCAGAGUGCCUCCAUAACAUGCAGCCUUGCUACUCCAGGCUGUCUUUGCUGCUGCCAACAUGCUCCAGUUUGCACAGUCUGCUUGCAACCUGCUCUGCAGGUGUCUUGGCAUCACUUUCGUUGUCUGGUUUACCAUCCUGUUUGUCAUCAUAAUUGUGCCAGCUGUGCUCGAAGUCUCCCUGGGGAUUCACCGGUUCUACAUCAGGACACUAUGCAGGGUUUUUGAGCAAUACGUUGGGAUCCUGCUUCCAACAUGAAAAUGUAGGUUUAGGAUUUGAAUGCAUCAACCUUCACUUCAGGGAUUUAAUCUCUGGGGUUUGAACCCCAGGAGGACAGAAUCCUCCAGCAGUGGGAUCAGAGAUUCUGAUGAUAGGAGUGGGCAACUUUACAAAUGGAGUUGUCAGCAAAGCAAAAGAAUAGGCAAUUCAGUAAACCACACACCAAAGGCAUCUUAGCCAAAAGCAAACCACUGUCAGUGCAGGAAAACAUGCAGGAGCUGCGGAGUUCAGCUCACAGUCGGCGUUCAGAGCCACAGUUCGACAUGGGUGAUGUCAUUUACUUCUGCCGGAAAGGAGUGGAGAGCAUUAUGGAUGAUGAAGUGACCAAAAGCUUUUCAGCCCAGGAACUAGAGAGCUGGAACCUGCUCACUCGCAGCAUUCGCCGUUUCCCUCACAGAGGUCUGAGGCUUACAUUCCUGUGGGGUCUGGGUGUACUUAUCCGUUACGGCAUCCUGCUGCCUCUCAGAGUCCUUCUUGCAGUAACAGGAAUUUUCCUGUUUGUGAUCCUGAGCACCUCAGUGGGAUUUCUACCUAAUUCAAAGUUAAGAUUCUUUCUUGGAGAGAAGGUCCAUUUGAUGGGAUAUCGCUUCUGUGUUAAAUCUCUCACAGCUUUCAUCACUUAUCACAACAGUGAGAACAGACCAAAGAAUGGCAGCAUCUGUGUGGCCAAUCACACAACACCCCUGGAUGUGAUUAUCCUGGCAAAUGAUCGCUGCUACUCUUUGGUUGGUCAGGUGCACAGAGGUCUGCUGGGAAUGAUACAAAGAGCCAUGGUGAAAUCCUCUCCUCACAUCUGGUUUGAAAGAGCAGAAGUCAAAGAUCGACAUCUAGUGGCCAAAAGGCUGUGCGAUCAUGCUGCUGAUAAAACCAAACAACCCAUCCUCAUCUUCCCUGAAGGCACGUGUGUUAACAACACAUCAGUUAUGAUGUUCAAGAAGGGCAGCUUUGAAAUUGGGUGCACCAUCUUUCCUGUAGCUAUAAAGUAUGACUUUCGCUUUGGAGACGCUUACUGGAACAGCAGUAAGUUUGGCUUGGUGCACCACCUUCUGAGAAUAAUGAGCAGUUGGGGGCUGGUCUGCAGCGUUUGGUACCUGCCCCCCAUGAACAGAGAGGAAGGAGAAGAUGCAGUGCAGUUUGCAAAAAGAGUGAAGGCAGCCCUAGCUGCUCAAGCAGGAUUAGCUGAUCUCACAUGGGAUGGUGGCCUAAAAAGGACCAAAGUGAAAGAUAUAUUCAAAGAGGAGCAGCAGAGACUUUACAGCGAGAUACUGUUGAGGGACCAUCAAACACAAAAACAGGAAAAAUGUUUUGAAGAUGGAACUCCAGAGGAGGACUAAUCAAAAACAAAAGAGGACAAGGAACGAACAUUGUGUCCUAAUUGUUUUUUUUUUCAUCUUGUAUGAUAAAUUGUAUGAUGACUGAGGAGAUUCUGUCUGAAUUCUUUAGAGUUUGCUGUAAAAAGAAGAAAAAUUGUCAUGUUUAGCUGAAACACAGACGGUCAGGUAUUUAAGAAAAUAUCCAAUUUAUGACCUCAGAUCAUUAGGAAGGGCUAAAAAUGGAUUUGUUCUUUAGGGUCUUCUGUAAUCAAGUCACUCAAAUAGAAAUUUUCUAAUUCUGUGUCAGGAUCCAGUGAGUGUACAGUUGUAAUCAAGCUGGUUUAAGGUUCUGAGACGUCAGCUCGCUCAGUGAUAAGUGGCUCAAGGUCCUAUAUUUGUCCUCUGCUUUAGUCUACGCUGGACAUUGUGAACCAGAGAAAGUGAGAUUAAACUGUCUCGACAGAAAUGUUUGUCCCUGAUCAUGACUGCGUGUGAAACCAUUUUUUCAAAUUAAAAUGUAUGUGGAUUUUCUUUCCUUCUUCAAA